Messenger RNA from Saccharomycopsis crataegensis, 759 nucleotides. RefSeq lists its product as uncharacterized. Gene Ontology annotation, biological process: regulation of DNA-templated transcription. Gene Ontology annotation, molecular function: zinc ion binding. Lineage: Eukaryota; Fungi; Ascomycota; Saccharomycetes; Ascoideales; Saccharomycopsidaceae. The transcript has 2 exons. The record is from RefSeq and is a predicted model, not a curated record. The coding region runs from base 1 to 759 and encodes 252 amino acids.
AUGUCAAAAGAACUACAACAAUAUUAUAUUCCUUUAAGUAUUCAAAAGAUUCAUCAUGAGCAAUAUUACAGAAGUAGAAAAUCCGAAGCUCAAGGAUCAUCAGUGCAAGUAAACUUCAAUUACAAUUGGAGUGCUCAACCUUCUUUCCAAAAACCUGCUUCUUUGCCUCAUCCUCAUAUGGAUCAUCAAAACGAGAAGAAAGGAGAAAAAAACGAAAUUGAUGAGACUUCUCAAAAAAGCACCAAAAGUCUACUGAGUUCAAUUUCUUCUAAUUUGGCUCAUGCUGAAGGUAGCACAACAACCAAUGAUGGAUCUUAUACGACAGCUAGUCCAACAGAGUCUCUCAAAAAUGUGGAAGAAGAUAAAAUGAAAGAACCAUUGGUUUCUACAACCAAACAAAAAAAGAGUAUUCAAGUGCCUCUCUCAAAUUCAAGAAAUACCAAAAAGCUGAAAACCUCCUCAAACAAAAACAUAAAAAAGAUCAAGAUCAAGCUUUCAAAAAAAAGAGCCAAGAAUAGAAGGCACAAAACUGGGGUUCGGGGUUUAUGCAAUCAUUGCAAGCAAGAAUGUACCCCAAAGCAAUGGAGAAACAUUCCCGAUAGCGACGGAAAGCUUAGAAAAGUAUGCAAUCCUUGUGGCUUACACUUUACUGGUAUUCUCAAACAUCAUGAUGGUGAUAAAUCAUUAGCAAUUAUCAUUUUUGAGAGACAGGAAAAGGAAGGAAAGGGAUUAUUUAGGGGUAAGAGCUAUCGUGAUUGA